Amborella trichopoda is the source of this 2781-nucleotide messenger RNA. The record is from RefSeq and is a predicted model, not a curated record. Lineage: Eukaryota; Viridiplantae; Streptophyta; Magnoliopsida; Amborellales; Amborellaceae.
UUCCAAAAAGAGAGCGAAACGCCGGAGGUUAUGGCAAUCGGAAAAGCUAGGGUUUGAACAACUGCGCCCUGCUCUUUCCAGCGCCCUAGCUUCCUGAUUUUUCCUCUCUCCAAUUCGAAGAACACCAGGAGAUUCACCAAUUAUCAAACGAUUUCCCUUCCUGAUCCCAGAAGCUCGCUCCAUGCCCUUCAUUAUGAGCCUGGUGCAUUUUCGUGAGGCUGCAGAUUGUUAAAGAUAAAAGUUAUGACUCCAUAAGUGAAUUCCUUUUUUAUGGGGCUUUAUAUGCAAAGAAGCCCUUAAAGCUGUAGAAGGAUGUGAGGAUUUGAUACCAUCCCUUUAUAUCAUCUUGGGCAUCUGUGCCCAGGUUCCAGGUUGUUAUAAAUAAAGUCGCCUUUUAGGAUGCAUACCUGAUUCUGAUUUUGCUGAUAUAUAAAUAUCGUUGUCUCGGGUCCUCGUUGGACGGGAUUUAAGUUAUUUCUUUACUACAAAAUUCCCUGACUUGGGUUCCGUCUGAUGAGGUUUGUAAGGAUUUGGGGAUAUUAUAUACCAGAAAAUAUUGAUUCUGUAAUUUGGGUAAUUUGGUAAUAUUAAAACUGGUUUCAUACUCUUUGAUGUGGAGAAAAUAUAAAGAACAGAUAUUUGGAGGAUGGAUUCAAACUCACCUUUCAGGGAUUCUACAAAAUCGUGUAGUUGUAGUUCUUCACCAAACAGUUCCAAUACACACUGGUGCCGCUCGGUGAAAAGAAAGCUCGAAGAGACUGAAGAUGGGUCUAGAGUUGCUAAUUAUGCAAGCUCAAACUUCAGUCCCGAAAAUUCAUCAGUUGCUCGGAUUGAAAUUGAAAAUGAACUUAUUGCUUUGCGAGAGACAGUUAGCAGUCAGCAACAAACUAUCCAAGAGCUCUACGAGGAGUUGGAGCAAGAGAGGAAUGCCUGCUCUGUUGCAGCGGCGGAAACUAUGUCUAUGAUUCUGAGGUUGCAAGGUGAAAAGGCUAAGGUUAGGUUGGAAUUUGAUCAGUAUAAGAGGUUCGCCGAGGAGAGGAUCGCCCAUGAUCAGCAGGAGUUGCAAGCCUUGGAGGAUUUGUUGUACAAAAAAGACCAGGUGGUCCAAUCCCUAAACUGUGAGAUCCAAGCUUACAAGCACAGGAUGCUAAGUUAUGGAUUUGAACCAUCUGAGAUUGAGGCUGCAAAAGUGGAUGGAAGUUGCUUUCCUGGCCAGCGAGAUGAGUUUUCUCCUUCGAGGCCCUAUGGGCGCAAUCGUAGCAUGGCUGAAAAGUGGGAAACAUAUGAAACGUAUGCGCCGGAAGAAUCCAAUCGGUUUGGAUGCUUAUCAGGAAUUCCAAGUUUCUAUGAUUACCCUCCCUUGAGAUGCAACCCAAAUGAGACCCAAGGUCCUCAGGACCUUGAUUAUAAUGAUGUGAACUUUGAUCUCGAUAAAUAUGCUUCGGAUGAAACACCUCGUACCAAAAUAUAUCAAUUGGAGAGGAUUCCUAACACCUAUUAUGUGGAUGGGGAGAGUGCGAGCACGAGGAAUGUGCAUGAGAAAGUGGUGAUUGGAAAUUCACCUAGGCGUUUGGGACAUCUUAGAAGGGUUUCUACUGAUAGCUCGAGCUCAUUCAAUGGAUUGAUUAAGGAGUCUGGUCCUGAUUACAUGCCUGAAAAUGCUGGCAUUUUAAGACAAAAUGGUGGUUUUAGAAGGGAGGAUCUUUUGAAUUCGGAGGAGGGUCAUUCGAGCUUCAGAAAGGUCGGUAAUUCUUCAGAUUUCGUUGAUGAUUCAAGUCCUCGAAUAUAUACUAUUGAUUCGGGUACUCAGAGGAGUGCUGAAGGAAAUGGAAAGGGUUUUCCGACUCUAGAGACCGAUCAAAUUGGGAUACCUGAUGAUGGUGAUCCUGAACCCAAAUCAUCAUUGGGUAUUUGUGAUGACUAUGCAGCCACUCCUAGAGGGCAUUUGACCAGGAUGGAUACUGGGGAAACAGAUAUAAAGAAGCUCUACACAAGGCUUCAGGCUCUUGAGGCAGAUAGAGAAUCAAUGCGGCAGGCCCUUAUGUCAAUGAGAACUGACAAAGCUCAAUUGAUAUUGCUGAGAGAGAUAGCGCAGCAGCUGUGUAAAGAAAUCACUCCUGAGAACAUGGUGUGUGCGAAGAAGCCUUCUCUUAUGGGAAGCUUCUCGUUUAUGUCUGUGUUGAAGUGGAUCGUGUCAUUUGUUUUCUGCAGAAAGAAAGCUCAUCGAAGCAAGUACAUGUUUGGCUUAUCCCCCCACAAUGUUGGCUUGCUAUUACUUUUAGAGAAGUCCCCUCAGACGAGAUACUGGAGAUGCAUUACAGGAGGCAGAUAGAUGAAGCUUAUGUCUUGCUUCUUGUGCUUGAGCAAUGUCCCUUGUAGAUUGAGUUCAGUUUGUGACGUUUGGAAUUAACAGCUUGACUGGAAUGUUGGCAGCUUGAGAUUAUUUCUUUGGGGUUUGCAGCGCUUCAUAGAUGGCAGUUGAUCGUAACUGGGUGAUGCAUUUUUGGUGGAAAAAUAGGUUUGGGGAAUUUCUCAUGACAUUGGUGGAAAAAUAGGAUUGCCACGGUUAAUAGCAUGGAUAUAUGUAUGACUUGGGUGCUCAUUCGAUUUGUAGAAAUGUAUAUGCAUUCAUGUCAUUUUCUUGUUUAUAACGUGGUUUCUUUUCCACAUUCUUUAUCAAAGAUGUGGCCUCAUCAAUGAAAGGAAAUUGUAGUUUUCAUACACAAUUACUCCAAGAGAGGAUAUUUGUUCAUUAAAGUCACCUGAUUGCAUUUGCCUCUA